AUGGCAUCACCAAGUUCGAUAGCUCUCAUCUCUGCCUAUUGCUUCGUCGACGAAGGCUUCCAUUCCACCACCUGUUGCCGUCGGUUAGGUCGUGUAUGGCCGGAGAUGGCCUGUGACCGCUGCCCAUUUCGAACUAGUCACGUUGCUACCGUUUUCUUCUUUUUCUUUUGCUCCAUCCAUUGCCAAGGGCUCACUUCUGUUGCUCCGGUCAUGGUCACAACCCCAAAGGGCUGUCGAGUUCGUGUGGUUUAUCACCUGUCGAGUUGGGGUGCGCUUCCUUGCUCAGCUCAUCUCCGUACGUGUAUGCCUGCUUGCAGUUGGCCAGAAAAGCGUGGAAACCACCAUAGCAACCGCUAUGGUGGCCAUUACCUUGUUGCCGCCGGCUUAUGCCACAAAGUGAGUGGUUGGCUUCCCUAUCCGAGUAAAGGAAUGAAGAGGUGCAUGAUUCAGUCGAUGUGUGCGUGGGUCUUUGGCCGGAGUCCUCGGAAAAGGCAUCACCACCACCAUAGGGUGGUGGCUGCCACUAUCUGCCGCCGUCGGCCACCACAAGGUGGCUGUCUUGGAAUAAUAAAAGAACUUGAAAACCACCACCUUAGGGUGGUGGCUGCCGCCUCCUGCUGCCACCGGCCGCCGUGUCGGGUGGCGGUGUGCUUUGAUGGUGUUUGGACUCGUUUGGAUGAUUGA
Lactuca saligna is the source of this 684-nucleotide messenger RNA. The record is from the annotation of a GenBank genome assembly. Lineage: Eukaryota; Viridiplantae; Streptophyta; Magnoliopsida; Asterales; Asteraceae.